GCCGGCCUCGGGCCGCCUCUCCCGAUCCUGGCACCUAGCACCCCACCCCAUUCCUCGGGCAUCAGCAGAGUCCCCAGGCGACGCGACCACGCGCCCAGUUGGGGAGGAGGAAGAAGGGGGGCGCAGGCUGGGGAGGGUCACCUCCGCGCCGCGGCUCCUCAGCUCCCGGGGAGUCGCCCGGACUGGCUUGCCGGUGGCCGUGGGAAUGAGCGUGUCCCGAGGCGGCAGCUGCUGCGGGGGAUAAACCCGGGAGAAGCCGCGAGACUGACUGAAGUCAGCCAGGAGCACACGGCGCGGCGGGGCCGGGCGCCCAACCCCAUCCCUACUCGGGCGAUGGCACAGGGAGCCCCCCGCGCCUUCCACAGCCCAGGGCGCCCGCCCGAGGGGACUGGGGCUGGAAUCCCGCGGCGCCGGUGCCCUGGCUUCGCGGGCGAGGAGGAGGAGGAGCAGGAGGAGGAGCCGCGGGUGAGGCGCGGGGCCACCGCCCACCCGGCCCGGAGGAGGCGGACCCACUCGGAGCGCCGCGCGCGCGCCGGGGCUGAGCCUUGCAAACAAGUGUCUGUGCGGUGUCCCCGCGGCCCUCCUCGCGCCGGGGCCGCUUCCUCUGGGUAGGAGGGAGCAAGGGAGCCCUCGCUGCGCGGCCCGCGAGCCGCCGCCGCCCUCGGCCCGGGCAUCCCCGCGCGGGGGCCGCGGACUCGACUAGGCUGCCAGGAGCAGCGACACUGGGUCGCGGUGCGAGAAGCUCCUGACAGAAAAACGUGCGUGGUUGUCCCCACCCCUGGGAGGGGUUGCCGGUGCCGCGCGCGGCCGCCCAGUCGCCAGCGCUCUCUCCUGGGAGGAUCCGCCGCCGGAGGAAGGAGUGGACCCAACCUGGCCGCGGCGCAGAAGUGGCUCCCAAGGAAGCCGGCCCCGGGGCCGCCGCCUCGUGUCCCCUCGGGGCGCAGUACUCGGGGGUCGGCGGGCCGGAGCCGAGGCGCAGCCGGGGAGCCGGGGGCUGCAGGGCUGAGCGGGCAGCCGCGCGAGGGGGCGGGCGCUCGGCGACCCGGGGGCCGGCUGGGCUGAGCCCCGCGCCCCGGGACGCGGGCUGGAAGCGACGGAGGAGCGCUGCCGCGGGCUGCGGACCAGCGCCGUCCCCCCACGGAGCGGGGCUUCUGCUAUGACAGUUGGGCUCCCCGGAGGGUUAACCUGGGUGUCCUCGGCAAAGUUGUCGCCGAGCCGGGAGCCCGUGUAGGGGCCGCGGCGCCGCGGCUCGGGGGGCGGCCGGGCGGCCGGCGGCGGUCGUGGCUUGGCGGGGCCCGCGCGGCCGGGGGGCUCCUGGGGGUGUGCGCCCCCAGCCGGCUGCCCUCGUGGAUGCCUCCCGGCGGCGGCGGGCCCAUGAAAGACUGCGAGUACAGCCAGAUCAGCACCCACAGCUCCUCCCCCAUGGAGUCGCCCCACAAGAAGAAGAAAAUCGCGGCCCGGAGGAAAUGGGAGGUGUUCCCGGGAAGAAACAAGUUCUUCUGCAACGGGAGGAUCAUGAUGGCCCGGCAGACGGGCGUCUUCUACCUGACGCUCGUCCUCAUCCUGGUCACUAGCGGACUCUUCUUCGCCUUCGACUGUCCGUACCUGGCGGUGAAAAUCACUCCUGCCAUCCCUGCAGUCGCCGGCAUCCUGUUCUUCUUUGUGAUGGGGACCCUGCUCCGCACCAGCUUCAGCGACCCUGGAGUCCUCCCACGAGCCACACCUGAUGAAGCCGCCGAUCUGGAAAGGCAAAUAGAUAUCGCAAACGGCACCAGUUCAGGGGGGUACCGCCCGCCUCCCAGAACCAAAGAAGUCAUCAUCAAUGGCCAGACCGUGAAACUUAAAUACUGUUUCACCUGCAAGAUUUUCCGGCCCCCUCGCGCCUCCCAUUGCAGCCUUUGUGAUAACUGCGUAGGUUCACAGCAAACAGGAUUCCUAAAUGCCCUUAAGGACAGUCCUGCAAGUGUCCUGGAGGCUGUGGUGUGCUUCUUCUCUGUCUGGUCCAUCGUUGGCCUCUCAGGAUUCCACACCUACUUGAUCAGCUCCAACCAGACGACAAAUGAGGACAUUAAAGGAUCCUGGUCAAAUAAAAGAGGUAAAGAAAAUUACAAUCCCUACAGCUACGGAAAUAUCUUUACCAAUUGCUGUGUUGCCCUGUGUGGGCCCAUCUCACCAAGCCUAAUUGACAGAAGAGGGUACAUCCAGCCCGACACGCCGCAGCCAGCAGCACCCUCCAGCGGUAUCACCAUGUACGGGGCCACGCAGUCACAGAGCGACAUGUGCGACCAAGACCAGUGCAUUCAGAGCACCAAAUUCGUUUUGCAGGCCGCGGCCACCCCCUUGCUGCAGAGUGAGCCCAGCCUCACCAGCGAUGAGCUGCACCUACCCGGGAAGCCCGGCCUGGGCACGCCCUGCGCCAGCCUCACACUGGGCCCGCCCACGCCGCCCGCCUCCAUGCCCAACCUCGCCGAGGCCACGCUUGCGGACGUGAUGCCCCGGAAAGAUGAGCACAUGGGCCACCAGUUCCUGACGCCCGAUGAGGCGCCCUCGCCCCCCAGGCUGCUGGCGGCGGGCAGCCCCCUGGCGCACAGCCGCACCAUGCAUGUGCUGGGCCUGGCCAGCCAGGACUCCCUGCACGAGGACUCCGUGCGCGGCCUGGUGAAGCUCAGCUCCGUGUGACCCGUGUGGCCCCAGGCUGGGGAGGCACCAGAGGCUCCUCCACGGGCAGCAGGAGUGAGCGGAGGGGUGUGCUCCACAGCGACUCCCCCAGCCAAUGCCACGGUGGAGAUAACAGCCCCAGGUCUGGGGGACAGAGACCACUUAGAACGGCACAGGGCUGCCGGCCCCGGAUGCUGAGAGCUUGGUUUCAUUUGAAUUUUCUUCCCCAACCUGAGUGCUUUGACACCAAUGGAAACAAAGAAGUGGCUGCUUUCUUUUGGUGGGCCUGGGGACGGGGACCCUCCAGGGGUAGAAUUGGAGCGUGUCUGCCCGCCCUUGUGACAGACACACGGAAGGCUUCUGACGCUUGUGGCCAGACUGCAACUGCACUUACGUGUUAUGCUACUAAUAUUUGAAACAGACAUGCCAUUCCAUUUGUUAAUUAAAAAAAAAGAAAAAAAAAUCCUAAAGGGGAAAAACCGACCAGGUGUGGAUCUGCAUGCCACGCUGCCGUCUGUGUUACAGUGGUGUUGCUGUUUCCAAGGAAGUGCUGCUUUCUUUUUCUUUUUUUAAUUUUGUGAAUUUUUAAGUGCUGUUUUGUUGGAAGACAGUGCAACGAACCGAGACUGAUGGACAGUGUCCUCACUCAGCUUAUUGGGCUGUGGCGUCUGUGGAAAGGUGACACCAGGGCUGCAGAGGGCGGCUGGGGUUCCGUCGUGUCGGGGGUCAUUUCACCUUCUGUUUGGCCGCUCGAUGAGGUCUCGUGUUGAGGUAUUGUGUGCCGCGCCCCCCACAGUCUUCACCUCCGUGUGUGAUGAAACUUCCCGUGGACAGCCAAUAAAAUGACAUCCUCUGUUA
This is a messenger RNA of Chlorocebus sabaeus (green monkey), 3516 nucleotides long. It is a transcript of the gene ZDHHC14, whose product is annotated as zDHHC palmitoyltransferase 14. Lineage: Eukaryota; Metazoa; Chordata; Mammalia; Primates; Cercopithecidae. The record is from RefSeq and is a predicted model, not a curated record. Gene Ontology annotation, molecular function: protein-cysteine S-palmitoyltransferase activity. Gene Ontology annotation, biological process: peptidyl-L-cysteine S-palmitoylation; protein targeting to membrane. Gene Ontology annotation, cellular component: endoplasmic reticulum; Golgi apparatus.